AAGAAAAUCAUGAUUAUUUUAAUAAUUCAUUAAAAAAAAAUCAAAUUUCGGCAGGAUCUUCCUUAUUUCAAUGAUUCCACUCCUUUGCGUUCUGAGCACAAGAUGACAGAAGAGAAGGAAAGAAAGCAGGGGCAUCCUCUUUUGAGAGGUGGGAUGAAGGAGCAGGGGAGCUACAUCCAUGGCUUCUCUUCUUCUCAGAUGGAAGUUCUUGCCGCCAUGUGCGAAGCUAUUAUCCCUUCUCUUUCCGCAGAGGAAGUCAACUUGAGCAAUGGCAAGGAGGAUCCACCAAGCAAAGAACUCAGAGAAUUCUAUAUGGCUUCUGGGUCUCAAUACCCGGUUCCAGAUGAGGUUGCAGACAUCAUGAUGAAGAGGGGCCAGAAAGAGGGUAAAUUUCUAAUUAGGAUUGUUCUAUGGAUGUUAGCAUUCAGACUUGGUACACUUCUACUAUGCGGUUCGUUGAGUUUUCAGCGAAGUUUCCCCUUCAUCAACAAGUUCUCAGAUAUGAGUAUAGAAAGGAGGGAAGAGGUCCUCAACAAAUGGAGAAAGGGGAAAGUCCACAUACAUUUAAGGAUUGUAUUUCUGAUGGUGAAAUUAUUUUGCUGCUACAUUUUCUACUCCAUGACUAAAGAAGAUUCAGAGAAUCCAUCAUGGAAAGCAAUUGGGUACAGCACCCAGGAUAAUGAAAAACCAAAGUCUCAAAGAGAAAGACCUCUUGAUAGAGGAAUUGUAGAGACUGCACAUCUCAAUGAUUCAUCCUUCAUCACUUCUCUAACUGAAAAAGGCUUAAAUGUGGUGACUGAUACUCUCCAAAACCAGGUUAUAGUAAAAUGUGAUGCGGUUAUUGGCGGCGGUGGAGUGGCGCCUGCCAUUCUGGCUAGCUCAGGCUAUAAAAUCAUUGUCGUUGAGAAAGGGAACUACUUCACUUCUGUUGACUACACCAAUUUAGAAGCCCCGUCUAUGGAUCAAUUGUAUGAGUCUGGAGGAAUCCUUACAACACACGAUACAAAUAUGAUGAUCUUAGCUGGUUCGACAGUUGGAGGCGGCUCAGCUGUGAACUGGUCAGCCUGUAUCAAAACACCAGAUGAUGUCCUCAACGAAUGGGUGCUGGAACACAAAUUACCAAUCUUUCAGAGCGCAGACUACCACUCAGCAAUGAUCAAAGUCUAUGAAAGACUUGGAGUUACUGAGAACUGCACUGAAGAAGGAUUUCAGAACAAGGUUCUUCGAAAAGGAUGUCAAAAGCUUGGCCUUGAGGUAGACUAUGUGGCUCGAAAUUCAUCUGAUAGUCACUACUGUGGUAGCUGCUGCUAUGGAUGCAGAAGCGGCGAUAAGCGUGGCACCGAUACAACAUGGCUUGUUGAUGCUGUGAACCAUGGUGCUGUGAUAUUAACUGGUUGCAAAGCUGAGAAAUUUAUAUUUGGGAGCAAUCAGUCAGCUGAUAGUAAGAAGAAGAACAAAUGUUUGGGAUUGAUAGCCAGGUCUUCUAGCAAGAAUAUCAUGUGUAGUAUCAGAAUCCAAGCCAAAGCAACAAUUUCAGCUUGUGGAGCUCUCCUAACACCUCCUCUUAUGAUUGCAAGUGGACUUAAGAAUCCUAACAUAGGAAAGAAUCUACAUCUUCAUCCAGUUGGCUUUGCUUGGGGCUAUUUUCCCGAGUCAGUUCAUGAUCUCAAAGGGAAGAAGUUUGAAGGAGGGAUCAUCACAUCCUUGCACAAGACAAAAAGUACUAGUGUGAUCAUCGAAACUCCGGCAAUGGGCCCAUCAGCCUUCUCUUCACUUGUACCAUGGAUCUCUGGACUUGACAUGAAGGAUAGAAUGGUGAAAUAUGGCCGCACAGCGCACCUGUUUGCUCUUGUGCGAGACCGGGGUUGCGGAACCGUGCAGGAGGAAGGGAGAAUCAAGUAUCGGUUCGAUCCAAGGGAUAAAGAGGAAAUGACAGAAGGUUUGAGGAAGGCUUUGAGAAUUCUCGUUGCCGCAGGAGCGGUGGAGGUUGGAACACAUCGGAGUGAUGGACAGAGAUUGAAGUGUCAUGGGAUCAGUGAGCGAGAACUCGAAGAGUUCUUGGACGAUGUUUGUGUGGGUGGAGGACCACAAUCGAAAGCAGAGAUGUGGACAAUGUAUUGUUCUGCUCAUCAAAUGGGGAGUUGUAGGAUGGGAGCGAGUGAAGAGAAUGGUGGAGUUGAUGAGAGGGGGGAGAGUUGGGAGGCUGAGGGGCUCUUCGUUUGUGAUGGGAGUGUUCUUCCUACUGCUCUGGGAGUGAAUCCAAUGAUCACUAUUCAGACAGUUGCUUAUUGCAUCUCUAAAGGAAUUUCAGAUUAUUUGAGCAAAUAUUGAUUGGGAAAUAGAGAAAUUUGAUGAAGAGAUUAGUUAUUUAUGGAUACUAUUUAUACUUUAUAGCUCAAUACACUUUGUUGCAUCUAGCUUCAAGAGUUGUAAAAUAAGCAUAAAUA
This is a messenger RNA of Phalaenopsis equestris, 2447 nucleotides long. Its product is annotated as long-chain-alcohol oxidase FAO2-like. The record is from RefSeq and is a predicted model, not a curated record. NCBI's taxonomy places the organism in Eukaryota, Viridiplantae, Streptophyta, Magnoliopsida, Asparagales, Orchidaceae. Gene Ontology annotation, molecular function: long-chain-alcohol oxidase activity; flavin adenine dinucleotide binding.